Messenger RNA from Colletotrichum costaricense, 159 nucleotides. RefSeq lists its product as uncharacterized. NCBI's taxonomy places the organism in Eukaryota, Fungi, Ascomycota, Sordariomycetes, Glomerellales, Glomerellaceae. The transcript has a single exon. Bases 1 to 159 code for a protein of 52 amino acids. The record is from RefSeq and is a predicted model, not a curated record.
AUGAAUCUUCCAGCAGGACAAGCUCUUCAAAUGUCUCCAGCCAGCAGGCCCCACCCCGUGGUCAUUCAACUCCACAACGCACACGAAUCCCGUCGCCGCCGCCGUCACCGUUUGCCCGUUGCGAAUCCCGCUGACCCUCGGCUUGAUUUCAAUCUCUGA